AUGUACCCAACCCGCACCGAACUAGACGCCGAAAAUGAAGGAGAAAAAGCCAUCGCGAAUCACUGUGGCAUGCAGUGCGUGUCGCUCACGAAAGCAAAAGGCCAGUUUGUGAGCAAUGUUUCGAAUUCAACCGACCCUGUAAAUGGCCAGAACAACUCAGACGGUAUGCGGAAGGGCCAUCCUGAAGCCGGUACAUAA
This is a messenger RNA of Penicillium macrosclerotiorum, 198 nucleotides long. RefSeq lists its product as uncharacterized. NCBI's taxonomy places the organism in Eukaryota, Fungi, Ascomycota, Eurotiomycetes, Eurotiales, Aspergillaceae. Bases 1 to 198 code for a protein of 65 amino acids. The transcript has 2 exons. The record is from RefSeq and is a predicted model, not a curated record.